Messenger RNA from Manis pentadactyla (Chinese pangolin), 5220 nucleotides. It is a transcript of the gene KIF16B, whose product is annotated as kinesin family member 16B. The coding region runs from base 125 to 4099 and encodes 1324 amino acids. The record is from RefSeq and is a predicted model, not a curated record. The transcript is spliced from 27 exons. Gene Ontology annotation, biological process: microtubule-based movement. NCBI's taxonomy places the organism in Eukaryota, Metazoa, Chordata, Mammalia, Pholidota, Manidae. Gene Ontology annotation, molecular function: microtubule motor activity; phosphatidylinositol binding; microtubule binding.
GCCGUGUCGAGGGGCGGGGGCAGAGGGAAGUGGGCGGGAGCCGAGUGCCGAGGGGCGAGAGUCGCUCUCAGUCGCCGGGCGCUGGGCAGGGGGGUGACCCGCGCGGACCGGGCCGGGAUGAGCAAUGGCAUCGGUCAAGGUGGCCGUGAGGGUCCGGCCCAUGAAUCGCAGGGAAAAGGAUCUGGAAGCCAAAUUCAUUAUUCAAAUGGAGAAGAGCAAAACAACAAUCACAAACUUAAAGGUAUCAGAAGGAGGGACUGGGGACUCAGGAAGAGAAAGAACCAAGACCUUCACAUAUGACUUUUCUUUUUAUUCUGCUGAUACCAAAAGUCCAGAUUAUGUUUCACAAGAAAUGGUUUUCAAAACCCUUGGCACAGAUGUUGUGAAGUCUGCAUUUGAAGGUUAUAAUGCUUGUGUCUUUGCAUAUGGGCAGACUGGAUCUGGAAAGUCAUACACUAUGAUGGGAAAUUCUGGCGAUUCUGGCUUAAUACCUCGUAUCUGUGAAGGACUUUUCAGUCAGAUAAAUGAAACCACCAGGUGGGAUGAAGCAUCUUUCCGAACUGAAGUCAGCUACUUAGAAAUUUAUAAUGAACGUGUGAGAGAUCUUCUUAGGCGGAAGUCAUCCAAAACUUUCAAUUUAAGAGUCCGUGAGCACCCAAGAGAAGGACCUUAUGUUGAGGAUUUAUCAAAACAUUUAGUACAGAACUACGGUGACGUAGAAGAACUUAUGGAUGCAGGAAAUAUCCUUCGCACCACAGCAGCGACCGGGAUGAAUGACGUCAGUAGCAGGUCUCAUGCCAUCUUCACCAUCAAGUUCACUCAGGCAAAAUUUGAUUCGGAGAUGCCCUGUGAAACCGUGAGUAAGAUCCACCUCGUCGAUCUUGCCGGGAGCGAGCGUGCAGAUGCCACCGGUGCAACCGGGCUUAGACUGAAGGAAGGAGGCAACAUCAACAAAUCCCUCGUGACUCUGGGAAAUGUCAUUUCUGCCUUAGCUGAUUUAUCUCAGGAUGCAGCAAACCCCCUUCUAAAGAAGAAGCAAGUUUUUGUGCCUUACAGGGAUUCUGUUUUGACUUGGUUGUUAAAAGAUAGCCUUGGAGGAAACUCUAAAACUAUCAUGAUUGCCACCAUUUCACCUGCUGAUGUCAAUUAUGGAGAAACCCUGAGUACUCUACGUUAUGCAAAUCGAGCCAAAAACAUCAUCAACAAGCCUACCAUUAAUGAAGAUGCCAACGUCAAACUCAUCCGUGAGCUGCGAGCUGAAAUAGCCAGACUGAAAAUGCUUCUUGCUCAAGGGAAUCAGAUUGCCCUCUUAGACUCCCCCACAGCCUUAAGUAUGGAGGAAAAACUUCAACAGAAUGAAGCAAGGGUUCAAGAAUUGACCAAGGAAUGGACAAAUAAGUGGAAUGAAACACAAAAUAUUUUGAAAGAACAAACUCUAGCCCUUAGGAAAGAAGGUAUUGGCAUUGUUUUGGAUUCUGAACUGCCCCAUUUGAUUGGCAUUGAUGAUGACCUUCUGAGUACUGGAAUCAUCUUAUAUCACUUGAAGGAAGGUCAGACAUAUGUUGGUAGAGAAGAUGCUUCAACAGAACAAGAUAUUGUUCUUCAUGGCCUGGACUUAGAGAGUGAGCACUGUAUCUUUGAAAAUGUUGGGGGGACCGUGACUCUGAUACCCCUGAGUGGGUCUCAAUGCUCUGUGAAUGGUGUUCAAGUCAUGGAGGCCACACAUCUAAAUCAAGGUGCAGUGAUACUCUUGGGAAGAACGAAUAUGUUCCGUUUCAACCAUCCAAAGGAGGCUGCUAAGCUCAGGGAGAAGAGAAAGAGUGGCCUUCUGUCCUCCUUCAGCUUGUCCAUGACCGACCUCUCGAAGUCCUGUGAGAACCUGUCUGCAGUCAUGUUAUAUAACCCUGGUCUUUUCCCUAUAAAAGGACCCAUCUGUCUAAGACUUGAAUUUGAGCGGCAACAGCGUGAAGAACUUGAGAAAUUAGAAAGUAAAAGGAAACUCAUAGAAGAAAUGGAGGAAAAGCAAAAAUCAGAUAAGGCAGAGCUGGAGCGGAUGCAGCAGGAGGUGGAGACUCAGCGCAAGGAGACGGAAAUCGUCCAGCGCCAGAUCCGCAAGCAGGAGGAGAGCCUCCAGCGCCGCAGCUUCCACAUCGAGAGCAAGAUGAAGGACCUGCUUGCGGAGAAGGAAAAGUUCGAGGAGGAAAGGCUGAGGGAGCAGCGGGAGAUUGAGCUGCAGAAGAAGAGGCAGGAAGAAGAGAGCUUUCUCCGUGUCCAGGAGGAACUCCAGCGGCUGCAGGAGCUCAGCAGCAAUGAGGAGGCUGAGAAGAUUCAGAUAUUUCGAGAACUGGACCAGCUCAAAAGGGAAAAAGAAGAGCAGUAUGCCAAGCUUGAAUUGGAAAAAAAGAGACUGGAGGAGCAAGAAAAGGAGCAGGUCAUGCUCGUGGCCCAUCUGGAGGAGCAGCUCCGGGAGAAGCAGGAUUUGAUCCGGCUCCUCCAGCGAGGGGAGGUACAGCGGGUGGAGGAGGAGAGGCGGGACCUGGAGGGCAUUAGGGAGGCCCUGCUGCGGGCCAAGGAGGCCGGGGCUGAGGGGGACGAGGACACCGAGGAGCUGGAAAGGGCUCAGCUGCACUUCCUCGAGUUCAAGAGCAGACAGCUGGUCAAGCUAGCCAACUUAGAGAAGGACCUGGCUCAGCAGAAGGACCUCCUGGAAAAAGAACUUGAAGAAGAACGGGAAUUCCUAGAGCACUUAAAAUCAGAAAAUGAAGAAGAAUUUAGGUUGCUGGAAAGAAAUGAUGAUAGCCUCACCCAGAUGACUCAGGGUUUGGAGAAGAUAAAGCCGACAGAGUCUAGGCUGCAAUAUAAGGAGCGCCAGCUCCAGUACCUCCUGCAGAAUCACUUGCCAGCUCUAUUAGAAGAAAAGCAGAGAGCCUUUGAAAUUCUUGACGGAGGCCCUCUUGGCUUAGAUAAUACUCUUUACCACGUGGAGAAAGAAAUGGAAGAGAAGCAAGAGCAGCUUGCGCAGUACCAAGCCAACGCCAGCCAGCUGCAGAAGCUCCAAGCCACCUUUGAAUUCACUGCCAAUGUUGCACGUCAGGAAGAAAAAGUGAGGAAAAAGGAGAAGGAGAUUCUGGAAUCACGGGAGAAGCAGCAGAGAGAGGCGCUGGAGCGGGCCGUGGCCAGGCUGGAGAGGAGGCACUGGGCCCUGCAGAGGCGCUCCACCCUGGGUCUGGAGAUCCAAGAGCAGAGGCAGAAGCUGGCCACUCUGCAUGGGGAUGGCAGCGGGCAGGCGGGGCUCCAGGUCAGCCUGGAGGCAGAGCAGGAGGCCCUGGAGAAGGACCGGCAGAGGUUAGAACAUGAAAUACAACAGUUGAAGAAGAUCUGUGAGGUUGAUGAUGUUCAAAAAGGUAAUCAUGAGACCUUGGAGGCGAAGACCGAUUCUUCCAGCUUGUCAUCUAGUGCUGAAAAGCCUCACCCAGUCCCUCUGAUGGAUGCCAGGAUCAACGCUUACAUUGAAGAGGAAGUCCAGAGGCGACUUCAGGGCCUGUACCUCAUUCCUGGCGAUGACAGCCACACCCCUGCAGAUGCGAUGAAGGAUAAUGAGAAACUUUACAAUGGCACCAUUCAACGUAAGCUAAAAUAUGAGCGGAUGUUUUCUCGCUCUUUGGGAGCAAAUCCAGACGACCUGAAGGACCCAAUUAAAAUUAGUAUUCCACGCUACAUUCUCUGUGGGCAAGGAAAGGACGAGCACUUCGAGUUCGAAGUCAAGAUUACUGUCCUAGAUGAGACAUGGACCAUAUUCAGGCGUUACAGUCGUUUUCGAGAAAUGCAUAAAACAUUGAAGUUAAAGUAUGCAGAGCUUGCUACCCUUGAAUUUCCUCCGAAAAAAUUAUUUGGAAACAAGGAUGAACGUGUGAUUGCUGAGAGGCGAAGCCACUUAGAGAAAUACCUCAGGGACUUUUUCAGUAUGAUGCUCCAAUCUGCGACAUCUCCCCUACACAUCAGCAAAGUGGGGCUGACUCUUUCGAAACACACCAUCUGUGAGUUCUCACCGUUCUUCAAGAAAGGAGUGUUUGACUACAGCAGCCACGGGACAGGGUAGAGUUGCAAGUGGCAGAGGAACCCCAAUGCAGUGCCUUGUCAUGGAGGCAGGCUCGCAGUGCAGGGCUCCGGCCCGCCUACUCUGGCUGCAGGCAGGCGCGCAGCAGCCGGCCCGGGCUGCCCAUGAACUCACACCUAGUGCCUGACUGUGGGGCUGGGAUGCUUUACUUGCUGACGGUGACCCUGAUGGGCAGCUCUUCCUGUUCCAUUGCAGCUGAACGUGGCCUUUUCCCCACUGAGCUUCCUUCUCAUUGUGCCACUGGGGUCCAUCCCUUGUGGCAGGACGGAUGUGUCUUGAUUAUCCUGGGCUCUCCGCACCAAGCCAAGCUGGGACCUCCCGAAGUGGCUGGCUUACCAGACCUCCCAUAAAUGACUUCCAUCUGGUUUCUCCUUUCACCAAAACAUACUCUUACUUUUAUAUUCCUUCCAUAUAGCUGGCUAUAUCCCACAAAAAGCCGUUUAAAUUAUUUUGUUGUAUUUUUUCUCUUUUCACCUCAUUUGAGUCAGAACUUUUGUAUAAUACCUAAACACUGAUGUUUACACAGAAUUUCAUAUUCUGCAAAAGGAAUUUUUGAUCCAAUCAUGACUGGAGUCUUCCAUGCUUGACAAAUUGGAUGUAGGUGAUAUUGCUUAAAAUAUCUAUAAAUAAGAUAUCUGUUUAAUCUUGAAUAUUUAAGAAAACCUUCCCAAAUGUAAAUGGAUUCUGUGCAUUCUCAACCUUUCUCUGCCAAGCACAAAAUGAGCACCUAGCUGAAUGCAUAUUUUUAAACAUUAUUUUGUUCACAUUUUUGUUAUAGAAUCUACUGGAUCUUUAGCUAAAAGACUAGAAUUUAUAGUAGUUUAUUAAUGAUACCUUCAAUUACUCAGGAUUUCAUGUAGCCUUGCACAUCUGUGUAAAUAGUAAACUUCAUUUUACUAAAGACAAAAAUAUGAGCAGAAAAAAUAUAUAUGUGGUAUAUAAUGUAUAUAAUUCUACCUAUAGGUUUAUAUAUGUACACACUGUACAAUUGUAUCAAAAUGUAUAAUCAUUCAUAUCAAAUUUAUUAAAGGUAUUUGCUUUUUCAAAAUUGAGCUGCUAUCAAUAUUAAAUGAAGUUAUGGAAUCUACCAUGUAGCUCAGUUU